Molecule: messenger RNA, 1032 nt
Organism: Neurospora crassa OR74A
Lineage: Eukaryota; Fungi; Ascomycota; Sordariomycetes; Sordariales; Sordariaceae
Exons: 3
Coding region: 182-562 (126 amino acids)
Source: RefSeq, a predicted model, not a curated record
CUCACCUUUCAUCUGCACAUAGCAGCAAUGCAAUACUCUACUUGAUGCGCACAUACACAAAACCCAGUCGUGACGAAAAUUAUCUCGUCGGUGAUCUCCAAUAAUGAUGGUGUUGUGGUGCCUUGUGACAGGUGUGUAGUCAAUUGAACUCGAGUGACCGAGUCUGUAGACUAGUCGUGGCAUGCCUGCCGGAACAACAGGACGGCAGAACGGGUUAUUCGAUGUCGGUGGCGUGGUGGUGAUACAGACAGAAGAAUCUGCAUAUACACACGACGAGCGAGGCGAGACACAUACAAGACAAAGCCAAAUAAGACAGACGAGACAGACAGCAUGCAGAACCCUUCUAGACCCCACCUUAAUUUUAAUCGUCUAUUUCUUGGUUGGAUUAAAUUGCAGCUUUCUUGUCUUUUCUCUGUUUGGCCAUCAUCUGUUGGUUGUUAAGUCUCACAAGAACAUUAAUGACAGGACAAUGAGACAAGACACUAAUACAACAACGACUUUGAUGGUUUGUGUCCGGGUUUGGAACCGACAUGCAAACCCAAAGACUUCGAUCUGUGUUUGAUGAGGGCGACUUGACGAUCAUGAGCCGUCUUAUGAAGGCUUGACGUACAAAUGAUUUGGGCAUAAUUAUCAUUUUCUCUCUGUCUCUGUCUUUCUCUCAGUCUGUACGUGUAUGUGUCAGAUGCUGUCAAGGUUCCAUUCUAUGUCUUGGUUGUCUGAUUUUUGUUCCGAGAUAUCUACAAUCAAAACCACCUUGACAGAAAUGGGGGCCAAGCGCUACGCGGAUUACCUGUUUGUACAUCUCCGCCGGCAUGCACUCUGUUAGCGUGGUACCGCCACCUCGCAGAAUUUGACUGGUUGGCGGCAGGCAUAAUACCAACCGUUCUCUUGUAAAUGCUGGCAGAGGUGUGAAGAGAAAAGGCGAGACUUGCGGAAAUACGACCCGGCGGAGGCGUAUCUGAUUCGCUAUUUCGGAUUGGAGGACGGAUGGACGCUAUUGCAAGCAAGUUCGCAAACUUUACCUUGAAGAUG